GGUCACACGAUGGCUAUAUUUCGUCGGCUUAUUGAAACAGCGGAAGGAUGAUGAUGAUGAUGAUGUCAGCAGCAUCAUCCCCCAGCUGCCUCCUCCUCCUCCCCCGCCCGACCAAACCAACACCACCGCUGCUCCCCUCCACCUCCUCCUGCCGCCGGCCGCCUCGCUGCCGGAUCAGAUCCCUUAGGCCGGAGAACCCGGCGCCGCCCGCCGCAGGAGUAGCGAGAGCGGUCGCCUCCUCGUCGUCUCCCAUGGAGAUGGAGGCGGCGCAGACCCAGGCGUGCGGUGGCGGGGAGGGGCAGCAGGAGGCCAUGAGGCUGCUGUUCGUGGAGAUGGGCGUCGGGUACGACCAGCACGGGCAGGACGUCACCGCCGCCGCCGUGCGCGCCUGCAGGGACGCCAUCACCUCCAACUCCAUCCCGGCCUUCCGCAGCGGAUCCAUUCCUGGGGUGAACACGGAGCAGAUGAAGCUGCAGAUCAAGCUCGGGGUGCCGAGGCCAACGCAGCACUUGCUGGACGUUGAGAGAGUCAAGGCCGUCUUCCCCUAUGGUAAAAUUAUCAGCUUUGAGGUUGUGGACGGUGGGAUGAUCUGUUCAAGUGGCGUAUGCCUAGAAGCAAUGGGAGAUAAAAACGAUGAUUGCUAUAUAGUGAACGCAGCAGUUUAUGUUGGUUACUAAUAUUAUCUCGAUGAAUAGUUCCUCUUCGUUGGAACAGUAAAAAGACAGAAAAAUGUUGUGCGCAAUAAGCAUGUCCUGAAUUUUCUGAAUCAUCUUUUCUUAAUGUGUACAAGUGCUUAUUUGCUC
Molecule: messenger RNA, 803 nt
Organism: Oryza sativa Japonica Group (Japanese rice)
Lineage: Eukaryota; Viridiplantae; Streptophyta; Magnoliopsida; Poales; Poaceae
Source: RefSeq, a predicted model, not a curated record